GAAUGUCAUGUUUCCACCUCAGCUGCAGGAUGACAUGAUUCCUUAACAUUCUGCCAAUCCCCUGAGCUGAGGAGCACCUUCAGAGCCUCUGUUUUGUCUCCUAUCUGUCUUGGUAAACUGAGAUUUUGAGUGAACAGCAGUAGUUUUGGACACACAAGCUGGGAAAUGUCUGAUCACACCUGUAUCCUGCUCUCAAAUCUCAUAUCCACAGCUCCCAUUUCACACUUCCUGCCUCUCUCUGUUGUCUUUUCUCUUGCAUUUGAUCCUGUGCUGCCAGUUUCACCUUUUUUUCCGCCCCAUCUCUCUCACUCUGUGUCACUAUAUGUCGAUGAACCAGUCAUGGCAGUGACAUGUGGAAUUUUUCAUUACCUCGCCCCAGGGGCACCAUGCUGCCUCUGCCUGUGUAUCCUACUGCUUUUUUUUCCAACCCUGCCUUCCCUCUCUCUCUCUCACACACACACACUCUCACACACACACUCAUUCUCUCUGUGGCAUUAUUCUGAGUCAGCCCGUGGCGAGGUCUGUGGUUUGUUGUUUGUCAUGCAGCCAGCUGUAUGGGGCAGUCGUAGUAGUAGCCGUCAGUGACUGAUCUCCUCUCCAUGGCCUGUCGUCCCCCCGGCUCUGGCUCCUACACUGUGGUUAUCAUCCCGCUCAGGACCAGCCUCUACAGCCUGGACGCACUUCGCUUCUUCCUAUGGGUUAAGCGUCUGAGGGAACUAGAGAAAGAGAAGGACGCUCUGUGCUCCGGUCUGGAGGUCCUGGAGAAGGCCCGUCUCUGGUACCUCCAGCGGCUGGAGGAGAACAGAGCGAGGCAGGAAAACAUCGAAAUCAAGACGGGGCUCAGCUGCCAGGAAGGUGCAGCAGAGGCUCAGUCUUGCCUCCUCAGGUCUCGCAUUCAGCGGGUGAACGGCUCCCUGGGUUCCGUGAUGAGUGAACCCAAUGUCACCAGCUGCAGCAACCCCUCUCUGCCUGACGCGGUGGCAGACAGCGACCUCCGGUGGCACAACACAGUACUGACUCAGGAGGUGUGUAACAAGAAUCAUCAGAUCUCCAUAUUAGAAUGGGAAAAAGACGCUCUCCUCGAACAGCUUGAUGAGCUGCAGGCCCACUGAUGGCACACACACACAUGAGCUGUAAUGCAAAUUUACAUUGACCUUUGGGUAACACAGUUGCUAACUUUAAACCACUUGUAAAUAUGUAUUUAAGUGAAUAAAUUAAAGAUGCAUCAUUA
Molecule: messenger RNA, 1231 nt
Organism: Epinephelus fuscoguttatus (brown-marbled grouper)
Lineage: Eukaryota; Metazoa; Chordata; Actinopteri; Perciformes; Serranidae
Gene: sapcd1
Product: suppressor APC domain containing 1
Exons: 4
Coding region: 600-1112 (170 amino acids)
Source: RefSeq, a predicted model, not a curated record